GUGGAGAGAUGGCUCGUUGUAGCGUCUCUAUCGCUAUUUUCAGCAAAAGCUUCGCGGAUAAAUCUUGUUUGAUAUUUGAAGCAAGUGAAUUGAGCGAUGUUUCGAGUGACAUAAUCAAGAAUCACCUUCAAAGGAAUGGGUUGAGAGUCACGGGCAACAGAAAGGUUUUGGUUCGACGGUGUCUCGGGAACCUAAAUCGUUCAGGCUGCGAAAAUGACGAAAACGAGAGUAGCAGCAGGAACGCUACCAUGAGUGACCUCGGUAGUUGCAGGUUCCACACUAUCGUCGCGGUGCCACUUCCUCUAGAAAGCUUUACUAUGAGUAACGUGAUGGACUACUUCAUCUUCCGCCAGUUGGAGGCUGGUAUAGAAGCAGAUUAUAAAGGCAGGGACUCCAGAUUGCACCUACAGAUGUUCUACAGAAAUGGCAUCAACCUUCUGUCAUCAAGAUUGGACCAACGCGUCUGAAGGACAUCAUGGUUUCGGAAACCGUCAAAUAUAGGGAAUGUGAUGUCAGUGUUCCUCGUGUUACAGACAGCGAGUUGCAACAGUUUGUCCAAGGGAUGGGAUCCGACACAAUGUAUGCAAGAAGCUUGUUUGUGCAACACGCUUACUUGGAGCCACCACCAGACAACCUCCCAAUGUCAACUGUUCUACCAGAUAUUGCUUAUCAUCCCCAAGAAUGUACAACUCAGAUCCUCCUGUAUUAUGCUGAGCAUGUUCGGCUUGACCUACAAGAGUGUCAGAGACUUCAGGAACGUACAAGAGCUCAGUUUUUGUGUCAUUUAUGGCAUGAUGAAAGAAAGCUCCGCCUCACAGCAUCCAAUUUUGGGAGGGUAAUUUCUAGGAGAGACGAUUUCAAGAAACUUGCAGUUGAUCUAACUAGUAAAAAAAAUAUCAGCCACGUUCCAGCUGUACG
Ornithodoros turicata is the source of this 918-nucleotide messenger RNA. RefSeq lists its product as uncharacterized. The coding region runs from base 9 to 467 and encodes 152 amino acids. Lineage: Eukaryota; Metazoa; Arthropoda; Arachnida; Ixodida; Argasidae. The record is from RefSeq and is a predicted model, not a curated record. The transcript is spliced from 3 exons.